AUGCAAUAAUUUUGAGGUUUUGGGGAAUUUUGUUUUUGGUGCAUUACAGUUUUGAAAUUCAUAUUUUUGGAUGUUUUUAUAUGGUAGGCUUUUUUACAUCACCUUAUGACAUCUGUUUUAUUUUGAUGUUCGUUGCUUCGCAUAUAUCAAACGUGCAGCAACAGAUUGCAUGCGCGCGUGUAUGCAAUGGCGCCUGUCUCAAUCAUUUAACUUUUUGAUCGUAAUAGAAACAGCAUUAUGGCUGAGAAUCUUGCUGCUAAAUUAUGUGCAUUACUACAGAAUGAAACCACUAAAGCUGAACAAUGGAAAUUGUUAGGACAAGAAAAAGAUUCGUCACUCUUAAUCGGAUGGAUAGAAGAAGAUCCUGAAUGUCCAGAAUCAUUGUCACAUUCUGUGAUUGGUCAUUAUGAUCGAUACAAAGAUACCUUAAAGAUACUGUAUCACUGUCCAACAGUCUUGAAUAUUGUUCAAGCAACAAUAAACCAGAACCACACAUUACUUGGUUAUAUAGUCAAACGAACUAGAGACAAUUCUGAGGAAAAUAGAGUAAAUGCUAAACAUGAGGAAGAAGAGGAAGAAAAAAAUGUCAAAGAAGCAAAUGAUUGUUUAAAGUUGGAACCUAAUCCUAAUGGGUUGGAAGUUUAUCAAGCUUACGUCAUAGAAUUGAACUCAAAUGAUAAAAAAAUUCAUAUGAUAGAUAAUGAAAGAUGCAAACAAGUUCGUAUACAAUUUUUAUAUAAACAGAAACCUCAAACAAACUUUGAUAAAUUUUUAGUAUUAAUUCAUCAUGAGUGUAUUAUGAUGUAUACUGUCUUCCUUGAUGAAUCUGAUCAAAAUGUAAUCGAAGAGCUCAAAUCAGAACCAAUAGUUAGGACAUUUAUGUGGGCUCAAUGGGAUUCAACCAACCAAGUAUUAUAUCACAUUCAUAAUCGUCGAGCUCCUACAAGUUUAGUGACAGAAGAUGAUGAAAGUCGAUCGAAAACUACAGCAUCAUGUCCAACUCUAAGUGGAUUACAAUUUCAUGAUGAACUUCCACAUGAAACAGUUCUUAACAUUCCUUUAAAUUUACCGAGACCACCCAGCACACGAAAUUGUGGAACAUACGAAGACGAUGUAAUUCCACUACGGGUUCAUGACUGUUCUUUGGAUUUAAUUGUUAUCUCAGACUCUAAAGGAAUAGUUUGUGUAUGCCAUCAUUAUCUCUACCGACCAGUUCAACCACCUCAGCACAUGCUUGAUGAAAGCCUCAACGACACCAACACUGUUCAUUUUGCUUACUCAGUUACUCUACUUCAUCAUAGUUGUGUAAUACAUUGUGUAAUACCAGGAAUACCCUGGACUCAAGCUAAACUUAUGAGACCCACGUUUGCAAUAGUUGGUGAUUACAUGGUUGUGUUUGUCCAAGGAUUCUUUACACACUUACUUGAAAUUGGAGUGAGCCAUGAUCCUUGUUGUCACAUACUUUGUAGUUCGUUACCGACUAUUCCUGCUCAAGCUUCAUAUCUAGUUCCAUUACUCGAUAUUAAUAGUAACAAACCAAUCAAAAAGCAAGGAUCAUCAGACACCCAAGAAGUCUCGAAUAUCUUAACGAUAGAUUUACCUACAUUGGAUUUAGUUUCUUUAACAAUUUCCACGAACUUUUUAAUCGAUGUUUUUAGAAAAGAAUCUUCAGUACAAGUGAGACUCGGUAUCAUUCAUUAUUUCAUGUGUCAUAGGCAUGAUUUAGAGACAGUUGUUGGACUGGUAUCAAUAAUAGCUGAAAAACCACGAGAUCUCGACGUCGUUCAAUUCAUGCAGGAAAUUUUGAUUGGUAAUUCAUACGCUUUAGUUCAAAAGAAUCUCCUUCCUGAUGCAGUGCCACUACUUUCUUUAUUACCAAUCACUACAAUAGAAGAAUAUACAAGCUACGAUGCUAAAGUAAAUGAUCUUACCAUUACUUUGAGUCAUGAAAAACUUUGGAAUACUUCUGUGAUGUUGUUAUCUCCUCAACAACGAUUAGUACCUUAUAGAAGUGACUUAUGGACCAGACUGUGGGAUAAUCUUGGAAAGAAAAGUGAAAGCAAGCCAAGAUUUAAAUUUAGUCAAAUAACUGAAAAACUUUUAGUAUCUUUAGCUUGUUAUCAACCAGAAGUAUUGUCUAGAUCUAGUACACCAAUGUCUCCCAGUGGAGGUUUGGUUUUAUCCACUGGAUCUUUUGGAGAUCUGAUGAGUAAUCGGAGUAAUAAAAUCCUAGACUCUGCUUUACCUUUCGUAGAAAUGGAAAAUUGUACAGCUUCAAGACAAGAGCAUAUUGUAUCAGUUAAUUUACGAGAACUCUCCAUGUAUCUUUUGAAACAUGCAACUAAUACUCCAGCAACAUCUUACAUAUCAUGUACUCCACUUCAAGUACAUGCAAUGGCAACUAGACAUGUUGCUGCCCAAUUGGAAAGCUCACGAUCACUUUGCCAAAUGUUAUGUCGUGCUGCCAAUGUUGAUCCACGGUUGGAGCAAGAACGUGGCUUUGUUUUAAUUGAGCAAUUAGAUGAAACUAGGAGAAAUCUUUUAUUUUCUUUGUUAGAGAGAUAUCGCUUUUCUAUUGAAAUGCUAGCAUUUCCUGUACCUCAAGGAUUUUCAUCUUUCUUUACCUAUCUUGGAUAUCGAAGUCUUAAGUAUUCAAUUUUUCUGCAAUACGUUGAACGAUCUGUUUUUGAGUUGCAAGUAGAUGUUACAAAAAUAAUCAUAGCAGAUAUAAGUGAUACUAAAGAAAAUGCGAUAAAAAAAUUGCAUUUAUUAUCACUACUACCAAGAUCUCGAGCAAAAAGGCUUCUUAAUCAAUGGCUGCACCCAGUUAGUUUUAUGCUGAGAGCCCGUGAGCAUGCAGUGAAUAUUUUGUCAGGUGAGGCAUGUCAAAAUAGAGGAAGAACACUACAACAUUGUCAUCGUCAUAAUGGAUUAGCAGCUUUUCCUUCUGCUGAUCGACUAUCACCUUUAGAUACUUUUUUGGAUUUGUUAACUGCAAAAGCAAGCCUUGCAGAAUUAGAUUAUGGUUUACUUAUAGAAGCAACGGUAACAUCUACUGAAGACUUCCUUUAAAUAAAUUUUUAUUUUUUUUCUAUCUUAUUGCUCAAUUAAUAGAUGUAAUAGUACAAUUCUUUAAUAAAAUAUUAUUAAUAGAGACCAAUAUGUAGAUCUUGGUGCUCUAUUCUAUAAUUAAUUUCAUGUAAAUUUAUAAUUUUUAUCAAGAAAUUGUAAUAUAAA
Messenger RNA from Chelonus insularis, 3237 nucleotides. RefSeq names its product protein pigeon (gene pigeon). The coding region runs from base 238 to 3072 and encodes 944 amino acids. Lineage: Eukaryota; Metazoa; Arthropoda; Insecta; Hymenoptera; Braconidae. The transcript has 5 exons. Gene Ontology annotation, biological process: positive regulation of amyloid-beta formation. The record is from RefSeq and is a predicted model, not a curated record. Gene Ontology annotation, cellular component: trans-Golgi network.